Camelina sativa (false flax) is the source of this 862-nucleotide messenger RNA. RefSeq names its product putative E3 ubiquitin-protein ligase RHY1A. Gene Ontology annotation, biological process: ubiquitin-dependent protein catabolic process. The record is from RefSeq and is a predicted model, not a curated record. Gene Ontology annotation, molecular function: ubiquitin protein ligase activity. Lineage: Eukaryota; Viridiplantae; Streptophyta; Magnoliopsida; Brassicales; Brassicaceae.
GAUACUAGAGACGCAAAAGAUAGACAAAAAGUAAUAGAGUUAUCUAAUGAAGUACUAAAACUUGUGGACUUGUCUGCCUAAUUAACCCAUCUUUAUAUAUGCCAAUAUUUGCUAUCCUCAAUUAUUAGUAAUAUACAAAUAUAAAUAUUAGUAGUAGAUGCCGGUCAUUUUUUCUUCUCUCCCUCUCUCUCUUUCUCUCUGAGCAAAUCCACAACAACACAAAGCUAUGGCUGGUAUGCUUCCCGGAGUUGAAUGCGCAAGGAGGCGACGCUUCCACGGUGGUGCUCCACCGAUUGAAUCUUCCAACACGGCUGUGGCGGCGACGGCAGGACACGUGUGGACUAGGCGACCAUCGUUCUCUCUCUACACUACCAAUCAUGAGAGUCAUCAGGCACAUGUCUCCUUCUCGGAGAGAAGUGUUAGGAGCAAGACUUAUGGAGAGGACAAUGAUGAGAAGCUCGACGGAGCAGUCAAAGAGGCGAAGCAGAGGCUGAACGAGCGGCUGAGAAUCCCGCGUACAAGGCAAAAUGGUAAAGACAAAGGAAAUAAACCGGAGCAAGUGAAAGGUAAACCUCACGGGGAGUUACUGACCGAAGUGGUCGGGUUGAAGAAGAGCCGAGGAAGGCUGAUGGAAUGGUUCAAGUGGCGGGUCAGGGAACAACAAGACUGUGCGAUAUGUCUAGAUCGAUUCAAGAAGGGUGAAAAAUUGGUACAUUUACCAUGUGCCCAUAAGUUUCACUCCAUAUGCUUAUUGCCUUGGCUAGACACCAAUGUUUAUUGCCCUUAUUGUAGAACGGAUAUUUGGAAUUAAAUGUCAUAAUUUUUAUGUCAUAAUACUAGGUCUUGUUUAUGGCUUGCUAAA